AUGGCUCUACCCAAGGCAGGUGAAACUGAGCGCCUCGUCGCAGACCCCGCACCUGGAAUCACUGCUGCGCCGCAUGAGGACAACCUGCGUUACUUUGAUGUAACGAUUCAAGGGCCCGAUGGCAGUCCUUUCCAACAGGGCGUGUUUCACCUGGAACUAUUCCUUCCGGAGGAAUAUCCCAUGAGUCCCCCGAAGGUGCGAUUUCUCACAAAGAUAUACCACCCAAACAUCGACAAACUGGGUAGAAUCUGUUUAGAUAUUUUGAAAGACAAAUGGUCCCCUGCAUUGCAAAUUCGGACAGUCCUGUUGUCGAUACAAGCUUUGCUGAGUGCGCCCAACCCUGACGACCCAUUGGCUACCGAUGUCGCCAAGCACUACAAGGAGGAUGAGAAGGACGCACAAAGAGUCAGCAGGGAGUGGACGGAGAAGUAUGCGUCCAAUUGA
Molecule: messenger RNA, 444 nt
Organism: Suillus subaureus
Lineage: Eukaryota; Fungi; Basidiomycota; Agaricomycetes; Boletales; Suillaceae
Product: ubiquitin-conjugating enzyme/RWD-like protein
Exons: 5
Coding region: 1-444 (147 amino acids)
Biological process (GO): protein K63-linked ubiquitination; DNA damage tolerance
Cellular component (GO): nucleus
Molecular function (GO): ubiquitin conjugating enzyme activity
Source: RefSeq, a predicted model, not a curated record